Kwoniella botswanensis is the source of this 3543-nucleotide messenger RNA. RefSeq lists its product as uncharacterized. The transcript has 12 exons. Gene Ontology annotation, molecular function: protein-macromolecule adaptor activity. Lineage: Eukaryota; Fungi; Basidiomycota; Tremellomycetes; Tremellales; Cryptococcaceae. Gene Ontology annotation, cellular component: HOPS complex; endosome. Gene Ontology annotation, biological process: intracellular protein transport; vacuole organization; organelle fusion. The coding region runs from base 1 to 3543 and encodes 1180 amino acids. The record is from RefSeq and is a predicted model, not a curated record.
AUGUCCAAUCUAGAUGAUUUCGUGGAACAUUCAUCUGGGCCGUCCAUACCGCCCCGCUACUCUUCAUCAGGUGCUUAUCGUGGAGCAGCGCAGGUUCCAACUACAGGAGGAGGGGGUAUCGAGAAUGUAGGAUAUGAAGGUUUCGAGGUGGAUGAUGGUGAGGAAGAAGACCAGGAUACAGGUAUGGUUAGAGCUCUCGAGACAGGAUUCAUACCAUCGUCACAGACCCCCUCAUCUCUACCACCAUUGUUCUCGUUAUCCCUCGUCCAGUAUUCUCCCCCAUCUUCCCUUACUCAUCUUCGAGCAGCCAAUAACCUUUUAUUCCUCGCCGCUGCCCCUCUCUCAAUCGUAAUCAUCGACUUGGAAAAUCCUGAAGAUUUAGUUACGAUUGAUUUACCGAAACCUGCACCUGAGAAGGGAAGUCCUGCACUCCAAGUAACACCGACUAUCGACAAAUUAUAUGCCGAUCCUACAGCCAGACAUCUAUUGAUAACCACCAACACAGGGGAUACAUUCUACCUACCUAUAAGUCCUGGAAAUGCUGCUGUGCAAUCUAGACGACUUAGACCUCUGAGAUUGCGACAGAGUAUAACGGCUGUGGGAUGGUCACCUAUCUCAGGAAGUACCUCUUCAGAAAGUAACGGUCAAGAUACUGGUAGCCAGCCUCAUGGCAAAGGAGAUAUAGUUACUCCACCUUCAACAGAUGUUCUCCUGGGAACCACGACAGGUCAAAUACUCUCGUUACCCCUUCCUCCCCAGGACGAUAUCUUCAAAUCCGUAUCGAUAGGGAUGAGUAAACCAACUGAGAAAGACCUACAGACUGUUUAUUCGCUACCUGAUCAACAGCCUGUCACUGGUAUUGGAUUUGGUUUCUGGCCCACUGGUUCAUCUGGAAGUGGAUCUAACAAGAAGAAGGGGACGGAAAAGAAAGCCUGGGUCGUCAUCACUACGAAAGAAAGGAUGUAUGAGAUCCAGGGUUUGGUCAGCUCUACUACUGCUGGAGGAAAAGGUGGUGGAUGGACUGAAGAGGUCUUCAAGCCGCUGAGAGAUGGUACACCUAAAUUCCAAGAACUGCCGGGAGAUCCACCAAAUUCCUCUUUGAAAUUCUACAUCCCUUCGGUUGAAGGUCAAUCGGCUUCAUCGCUUCCACCUGCUUCUGCACUAGUUUGGCUGACCGCUCCUGGUCUAUACACAUCGAGCAUUGCAACCUCCCUCUCAUCCGAUAUCCUUACGAAACCUUCUUUGAUCCCGUAUCCAUCAUUUGAUGAUCCGUCCACACCGGCAUUCAACCGAAACGCAUCUUCCAAUUCGACCUCGACUCCACCUACACCUAUCGCCGUCUCGAUUACUCAGUGGCACUGGCUCUUACUGUAUCCUAAUAGAAUAGUCGGCAUAUCGAGAGAAACGGAAAAGGUAGUUUGGGAUGAACACUUACCUCUGUCUGCCGAGGAGAAGGCGAUUGAUCUCUCAGCCGAUCCUGUGUCUCGGACAUUCUGGAUCUACACCGAUAGAUCCAUACUCGAAGUGUUGGUGCGAAACGAGGAUCGUGAUGUGUGGAGAGCGAAAUUGGAGAAAGGGGAAUACUCAGAUGCGUUAACUUUCGCUAGAACAUUACCUCAGAAAGAUAUCGUGCUCUCCAGACAGGGCGACUCCCUUUUCGAUCAAGGUCGAUAUAUCCAAGCUGCUCAGUGCUAUGCGAAGUCUAGUCGAAGUUUCGAGUUUGUGACUUUGAGAUUCAUCGACGCGGAUGAGAGGGAUGCAUUGAGAAUGUACCUCGCCGACAGAUUGGAUUUGCUCAACAAGAGAGAUCGUACGCAGCGGAUGAUGCUUGCAACAUGGCUUGUUGAGAUAUACCUUAGUAAAUGUAAUACUUUAGAAGACAUUGUCGCCGCCGAAUCAGCUAUCUCAGAUGUGGAGAGUUUGACUAUGGAAAGAAAGUUGAUGGAAGAGGAUCUGAAGAAUUUCAUCACGACGUAUCAGAACGAUCUUGAGCCCAAAGUGGUAUAUGAGCUCAUACUGUCGCACGGUCGAAUGGAUCUUUACCUGUUUUAUGCCAACCUCAACAAAGAUCACGGGAAGGUAGUGGAACAUUGGGUGACAGAAGAGAAAUGGCUGAAAGCUAUUGAUGUGUUAAACAGGCAGGACUCCGUGGACCUGUACUAUCGUUUCGCAUCCAUCCUCAUGAGAAACGCCCCCAAAGAGACUGUCGACUCAUGGCUUCGACAAUCAUCGCUCUCACCUCGCCGCCUUAUCCCAGCAUUGUUACAGCAGCAACAGCGGAAAGAACCUAUCUCAUCUAAUCACGCAAUACGGUAUCUACACUAUGCCAUACAUAAUCAAGGAUCAACCGAUACGACCAUCUACAAUCUUCUCCUAAAUUUCUACGCAUCUGAUCCAGAUCCAGAUGACGGCCCAUUGCUGCGGUUCCUCUCAUCUUGUCCUGAUGAUCCCGAAACCGAAAAGCCAUAUUACGAUUUGGAUUAUGCGUUAAGAACGUGUAAACAACAUGGACGAAUACAACCUUGCGUUCAUAUAUACUCCAAACUUGGUUUAUACGAAAGCAGUGUUGAUUUAGCUUUAGAGAAAGGGGAUUUGGAAUUGGCAAAGAUCAAUGCGGAUAGACCUGAUGACGAUGAUACGCUGAGAAAGAAAUUGUGGUUGAAAAUUGCUAGAUAUGUGGUCCAGGAGCAGAAAGAUAUCAAGAGUGCUAUGAAAUUCCUCGAAUCGACCGAUUUGAUCAAAAUUGAGGAUAUCUUACCUUUCUUCCCUGACUUUGUCGUUAUCGAUGAUUUCAAGAAUGAAAUUUGCAAUGCACUUGAAGAAUACUCGGCAAGGAUCGACGAGCUUAAAGCCGAGAUGGACGAAGCUACAGCCUCCGCUGAGUCGAUUCGACGUGAUAUCGAAGGUCUGGCAAAUAGGUUUGUGACCGUGGAACCUGGAGAUAAAUGUUGGAAAUGUGGUGUUGGCUUGACGAUCAGACAGUUCUACGUGUUUCCUUGUCAACAUUUUUUCCAUGCUGACUGUUUGAUAUCAAUGGCCAUGGAAUUCCUUCCUGCACCAUCGUUACGGCGUAUCCUCAGGCUACAGGAUGAACUAGUAUCCAGAUCAUCCGAUCCCUCCACUCGAGCAUUGUUAUCGUCAAACUUCAGUCCAUCCCAUUCCGGUACUGGAACACCGAGACAUACAAAGGGUCAGAACAGUCAAGUGGUAACUUCCGGAUCGACCACUGCGGAUUUACUCUUAGGUCUGGGAGGUCGAAAUAAGCUUAUAGCUGCUGGAGAUAGACUACGAGAAAUGAUCAUACCCGAUGCACUAGCUCAAGCAGUCUCAGUGGUAGGUGCUGGUGUAGGUGUGGGAUCAGGUAGUGGAGGAUUAAGCAAGAAGAAGAAAUUAGAGAGGAUCGAUGAAGGUAGAGCAGAAGAGUUGAGGAAGGAACUAGAUGAUUUGGUGGCUUCUGUAUGUCCACUCUGCGAAGGGUCGAUUGUGGGCUUGGAUAAGGGGUUUAUAGCUCCCAAUGAGGAUAUACGAGAUUGGGAGGUUUAG